Messenger RNA from Leptidea sinapis, 5481 nucleotides. RefSeq names its product gastrula zinc finger protein XlCGF57.1-like. Gene Ontology annotation, molecular function: zinc ion binding; RNA polymerase II transcription regulatory region sequence-specific DNA binding; DNA-binding transcription factor activity, RNA polymerase II-specific. The coding region runs from base 183 to 1712 and encodes 509 amino acids. The record is from RefSeq and is a predicted model, not a curated record. Gene Ontology annotation, biological process: regulation of transcription by RNA polymerase II. NCBI's taxonomy places the organism in Eukaryota, Metazoa, Arthropoda, Insecta, Lepidoptera, Pieridae. Gene Ontology annotation, cellular component: nucleus. The transcript has 6 exons.
UUUGCUGUGAUAGGUGUUUUGCUGUUUUAAUUUAUAUACAUACCAGCUAUAAUUUACUAUUUGAAUAAAAUUUAAAACAUUAUGAGGUUAUUUAUAAUAUUUACAGAUGAAACUAAAACAUAAUAUUAAAUACAUAAUUAGCGCUUUAAAGUUAUUUAAUUGGGCGUCGGCAUAUAAUUAAAAUGGAAAUAGUCGAUGUUAAAGAUUUGUGCAGAACUUGUAUGAAAAGUAAUUUGAUUAUGGAAGAUUUGUUUACACCAAUUAAGUUGGAUGAUAAUAAUUUGUUAGUAUUUUCUGAUAUUCUGGUGGCCUCAACUUCUUUGCAGGUGCAGAAGGAAGAUGGCUUACCCCAAAGAAUAUGUGAUUCAUGUGCAAACAUAUUAAAGCUCAUAGCCACAUUUAGAAACCAAGCAAUCCAAACUGAAAAAGAAUUACAAAAGCUUUUGCUUGUUAGCAAAAUUAAAAAUGAAGUCAGUGAUAUAGAACUUAAAGAUGAAAUAGACUCAGAAUACUUUAAUGAUUGUGAAGAUUUUUUUAUUGACACAAAGGACGAAGUUAAAGAGACAAACUCAAAAAAACAUGAAUCUAAAAUAGCAUGUGCACAAUGCAGCAAGACAUUUUUCCGACAGACAUCAUUGGAAAAGCAUAUAUCAAAACGCCACACUAUAAGUAAUGAAGUUUUAAACAACUUAAAAGUUGAAUACACUCCGGAUUUAUUCACAUGUUCCCAAUGUUUAAAGACCUUUAAGUCGGAGAAAUUACUGGCCACUCAUUUGAAACAACACAGGACAUAUGAGCAUUUUAUGUGUGAUAAUUGUAACAAAGUAUUAUCAUCGAAAACUUUACUAAGGCGUCAUAUGAAGCUGCACACAGAUGAGAGACCGUUUAAAUGUUCUGAGUGUCCUAAAAGUUACUCUCGACAUGAUCAGUUGUCAGAGCAUGUUAAUAAGCAUAAGAAAGUUAAGUCAUACAUCUGCCCACAUUGUGAUAAAUCUUUUUCUCAGCUAUGUUCUCUGAAGGACCACAAAAGAAUACACACUGGAGAAACACCAUUUCUAUGUUCAGAAUGUGGCAGAGGUUUCAACAACAAUUCAAAUUUACGUCAACAUCUCUUGAGGCAUACCGGUGUUAAGCCGUUUAUGUGUUCAUUGUGCCCAAAAAGUUUUUGCACUAAAGGGCAACUAAAGAGCCAUUCGGAUACACACACAGGUGUUCACCCGUACAAAUGUCAUGAGUGUGGCGCGUCCUUUACUAAACUCAACUCAUUGAAGAAGCACAGCAUGAUACACCUUGGCAUCAAGCCUUUCUCGUGUGACACUUGUAAUACAAGUUUCACAAGCAAGGACCAUCUGAAGCGACAUCAGCGCAUCCACACGGGGGAGAAACCGUACAAGUGCACGCACUGUGAGCGUGCAUUCACGCAGAGCAACGAUCUCGUCAAACAUCUGCGAAUCCACAUCGGACAGAACGUCUACCAAUGCUCAGUCUGCCUAAUGCGAUUCCGACUGAUGAGGGAUCUCAAACGACAUUAUCCGAUACACUAUGGAACGGAUCAAGGGAAAGACAAACCGGUAGAGUUCAGCGAAACCGCAGACAAUAAAACCGAUGUUAAACCUGCCACAGAGCGACGGAUAACUAUCACACUCAACAAUCUCUUGGAUAAAAGUUGUUUGGGUGACAUAAGUAUUGAUAUAUCGCCGGAGGACACUUAGCUAACCGGAGUUUACUGCGAUAAAGACUAUAAGAUAUUGACAUGAUAUAAUGGCGGUUUAGACAAAUUACAAUAAUGAUGAUAAUUUACAGUUGAGAAAAAAAAUUACCCAUAAUGACAGGAAUUUGUUUCACACAUAGCGUGCCGUUAAUUUAUGUCACUUGCUUAUAAGUGCCUCUGUAAAAAUGAACUUUUUUUAUGUAAUUACGAGCUAGUUUUCAAUACUCAUGAUACAGUUUACUUAGUUGUUACUAAUCUAUUGUAAUUUCUCUAUAACCAUGUCAUAUUAACAUCUGGGUAACGUCAGCAAGAAGUCGUACAGUCAGCAUCUAAUAGUUUAAUUUUUUUCAAAUAAUUUAUAAACUAUCAGUUAUAAUUACUCUUAAUUAAUUUUGUCAAUAUGUUUUUUUAAUGAGCUUGAAACUUCAUCCGUAUUAAGUGUCUUUUAAAAUAAUAAUAACAUUAAUAAAAAGUAAUUUAUUUAUUUUUUACACUUUUUUGACACCCCAUUUACAAAAUAUAACUUAACUAAUAACACACAUAAUGACAUCAUAUGGUGUAAAUGGCCGCCUUUCACUAUAUAGUGAUCUCUUCCAGGCAACCAUUUAUAAUACAAUAAAAGAGAAAGACAGUACAUGAAAACGGGUGGGAAAAGUGUCAAAUAUUUACUAUACUAAAAUAUAGAUAAAUAAAUAAGAAAGUAAAAUAAUACGUAAAUAAAAAGUAGAAACAAUAAUUAACAUUUCUGAAUUGUUGAAUUAUUUUAAUGGAUACAAUACAUACAGAUACUAUCAAAUAGAGGACAGAUAAUGUUUUUUAGUUGAUUUUUAAAGGAGGCUAAUGAUUGUGCUGCUGUAAUUUAGUUAAUUACAAAAUAAACAAUAUAUUAUGUUUUUUUAAAGUGAUAACCCUCACUUCUAGGAUUAGUACACAAAUAUAAUUUGAAAAACAAUUUUUUUUUAUGAUCGCAUCGUUCAUAAAAUUUUGUUUUUCAAAUUUUAUUUGUGUAUUAAUCCUAGAAGUGAGGAUUAUCACUUUAAAAAACAUAACAUAUUGUUUAGAUUUACAAGAGCGACAUCUCAAGGCAAUGUCCUAAUAUGCAAAUAUUGGGGUUGAGCAGGAUAUCAACUGUAAAGUAGAUCCUGUAGAUGAAGCCACAACCUGAGAGUUGAACAAAGCAAACAGAAUUUUAUAACUAGACGGUACUCGAACGGUUAGCUCAGUUGGUUAGAGCACCGACACGGAACACCGGAGGUCGUGGGUUCGUAUCCCGCAUCGAUUAUAAAAUUUUGUUUUUCAAAUUUUAUUUGUGUUAUUACAAAAUAUUUAGUAUUUUCUUGUUUUUAACAAAGUGAUAUUAUAAAAUCGUCGCAGUGAGGGAAAUUACUUCAAAAUAAGAAUUUUUUCACUAUAUUGCUAACGGUACUGAUUUUUUAAAUGCCUGCUGCUACUUGACAUAACUCAGAUGUUUGCCUAUCCCAGUAUUCGUGGGUAUCAAACCCGGAAGUGUUAUAUGAUUUUUAUAAGUAAAUUAUUGUUAAACUUGAACUGUGCUAUUAGUAAACGCGAAGUAAAGUUAUUGCACAUUUAAAACUUUGUGUAAUUAAUAAAAAGUAAAGUUAUUCAAAAUUUAAAACUUUUUGUCUUUAACCUUUGUUAUUACAGAAUUACAUGACAGGGAGAAGUAGUUUUAUACUUGGAGCAACUUUAAAUUGCGUUUAUUAAGAAGAUAGGACGUGGCGUGGGACUGAGUGUCUAUAUUUUUAUAACUUUAGUUAUUUAGAUUUUCACUAAGAAAUAAGGGACCAAAGUUGUUUUUUUUUAUUAAGUAGAUUGUAGACUCUCAAUAAUGCUUAGUUUUAAUACAUUAUUCAAACUGCAUUUAAUGCAUAUUAUACUCCUUUACUAAUUUUUUAAAAAGAGCUAUUUUUUUACUGCACACUAAGCUGAAACUUCAGUAACAUAAGAUUUGCUUAAUCUACUUUCCCAAUUCCAUUCAAUCCCCCAAAUUUGGGGAUCCCGAUCCGCAUAUACUGAGAUAUUAGAAAACACAUAACGAGUGGGAUUGCACGCCGUAAUACGUAUUUUAAUACUUUAUCGUAGCCUCUACAUUGCUCGCAAGACUUUCAAAAGUUGUCAGUUUUUUUAGCCUGUGUCAAAGCUGCAUAGUUUUGGCAGUCUCCCCACUAUACUAUUCACUUUCUCAGUUUUGAUGAAAUUUCUGAUCAGUGUACAAAUUACAGUGGGUAAGUAGGGUUGCCAACCAUACUCUACAAUAGAGUAUUUAUAAUCUAUAACACUAAGUAUGCUAUUAUUUUUAAUAUGCUAAAAUACUCUUAUUUACACAAUUCAUUUAAAAACCAUGAAAUAUUGUUAUGUGCAAAAUGUGUAACAUAAAAGAUACUCUUUUUUGGAAGUCCGUACUCUUUAUUUAUCUCCUUUGAAACCAGAUAUACUCUAUUUCUUAUAAUAAAAGUUGGCAACCCUAUGGGUAGGUAUGAUUAAUUUUUGAUAUUGUUAUUGUAUAUAAAUUGUACAUAUAAGUAUGUAUUUGGAAGUUCAGAACACACGUAUACACGAGUAUGAAAAAAGUAGUAGAGGAGACUGAGGAGGAUUUGUCAAUUUUUAUUUAAACUGAUAUAUCUGAGUUAGGAAAAUUUAAACAUCUAUGAGCCGCAUUAGUCAAUGUACCUCAAUUUAUGUUAUUUAAGAAAUAACAAAAUUAAAAUAAGUAUUAGGAUCUUUGAGAAAUAAUACAAAAAAAAAACAACUUGUAUCAUAUCUCUCCUACUACCGAGAUUAAUUGUGACAUAUUAUACGUUUUUGGACUAUUCAGUAAAUAAAAAAUACUGUUAUAUUGAUAAUGAUAAUAUAGUAUAUAUUAACAUAUUACCGACACAUAGAACUUUUUCUGUCAGACUAUUUUGAUAUACCUUUUUGUUCGUUGAUAACUUUGCAAGGACUUGCAGUUACGAUUGUAAGAAUUUUGAGUAAGAUUGUAAAGAUUGUUUCUAAGACUAGAUAGACUAUAACAGCUGUGAAAACGUCGAAAAAAUAGACUUUAGAAACUUCUUUUUUGAGCAAAUCACGCACACUAACACAAAUCGCGAGUUUAAGAGAUGGCUUGUCACCCACACUAAACUAAUAUUCCUGGCCUGUUUUUAUCGGCUGUCUAACAGCAAGAGACUCUUUCUACACAUAUAAAUUAUCUAAGCUCUAAAGUUACUUCUUCAAAAGACAUUUCAUAUAUAUUUAUCUGGCAUUUUGAAAUAAAGAAAUAGAAACGUAGCAUGAGGUAACAAACAUAAAAAAAACAUACCGACGAAUUGAGAACCUCCUCCUUUUUUGAAGUUAAAAUAAAAUUACGUUAAAAAUAGGAGAUUUGUGACAAGCUGUCUCAACUCGGCUUAUAUAAAAACAUGGAUGGGUCAGAAAAAUAAUUCGUAAUGUAUAAACACGCUGUCAACAGAAAAAGUCAUAACCAGACAUAAAAUAUAGGUGCUGAUAUCAUUUCAUUAGAAAUUAACUUUGUUACAACUCUCCUCGGUCUCCCCGAUCCUUGAAAUAAAGACACAAUUUUAUGUAACUAUAGUUUCUACUUUCUACCACAAAUCAGAUUCCUGGCAGAUGGCAAGUUGUAUAUUUAAUACCGAUGGGUAAUAGCGCUUUUUUCCACCGUAUAGAUGUAAAAUUAGAUUUAUAACUAACGAGUGCCUAAUAGAUCGUAAUAUAGCUUAUUAAAUAAUAUAUUAAAUGUUUUGUUGUUCAAA